AAAUCAGCAAGUUAACUGCAGAGGCACCUCGCUGCCCUGGCCUAUCCAUCUUCCGCAUAGCAAAAUACGACGACAGCCGAUGCCUAUCCUUUAUAUCUAUCAUGUCUACAAAUGACAGAUAGCGGCCUCUUCUUCAACUGGAACCCGUCCUUAGAGCAAAGCAGACCCUCUCAGCCAGCACGGCGCAUGAUGGUGAUCCCGCCUCUGCAUCACGGGCAUCUUCCGGUGCCUAUUCAGAUUAUGCCGUCGCUCCAACCUCAAUCCCAGCAUACGAAUCAGGUUCAUGCACCUGUUCAAACCAUGUCGGCUGUUGGAUUGGAGGGGCAGAGUGAUCACCUUCCUGGGCUUGAGCCUAUUGAGUCUAGGUCUAGUGAUGAUGAUAAGAUAGGGGAAGAUGUAGUUCCUGAUCCGCCUUCUCCCAUUAUUGUCGAGGAAGCUGGUUCGCCCCUGCUGGUCGAAAUGUACGAAGAGGAAGAGGAAGAGAUUGAUGGAGGGGAUCUCGUAGUGGAAGAAGACACAGAUGAUUCGGAGGAAGCGGAGGAUGAGACGAUUGAUGAUUUCAGUCCGGUGGUGAUGCCGGUUUUACGCAGGUGCUUGAGAAUGAUCGGUUCCUUGAACUUCCUUCAUAUUAGCUCGAGCAUGGUCACCCACUGCAAUACAUGUUUGACGUGUCAAAAUUUGUCGUUUUUCACAGAAUGUAAGGUGUAUUACAGUACUUGCAGUUGGCGAAUGGAAUCGAUGAACCCAUCGUCCACCCUUGGUGCAUUUGGCCCAGAUAUAAAGAGGAGUCUACAAAUUCAACUGAAGAUUCGAAGCAAGUAUCUGUCUCCGUUUGAGGGUGACAGAAUGAUCAGAUUUCUACCCCGCUCGCAAUGCUGUAUUCUUACAUAUUGCUCUGGAGAGAGAGGUAAGUUUGAUGGCGAUGGCCAAAAAAGAACAUGCUGUACAACGCACAGCCAUGAAAGAUAUAAAAGAUAGCAAGCCCAUCAAUCAAGGUAUCGUUCCUCGUCCUUGAUAACAUUCGUGUAACGAAAAGUACAGCGGGUCUCGAUACUUGG
This is a messenger RNA of Suillus plorans, 1058 nucleotides long. RefSeq lists its product as uncharacterized. Lineage: Eukaryota; Fungi; Basidiomycota; Agaricomycetes; Boletales; Suillaceae. The coding region runs from base 112 to 978 and encodes 288 amino acids. The record is from RefSeq and is a predicted model, not a curated record. The transcript has 3 exons.